CAGCAUCAGUACCAUACGAACUGAAGUUUAAUCAACUAGUUUCACUGCAAACUACAACUUAUAAAGACAUAAGCAAAAAUGCCUUGCUUAAACGCGAUUGUGCUUGCCCUGGCCACUAUUGCCAUUGCUCAGAUAAACGCUAUUCCAGUUUACGAAGAUUCCAAUGGUAACCAAUAUUAUUUAGUACCGGUAGGUGCUGUGCAACCUCAGGAAAACCAUAGACAUGUCAGAUCGGCAAAUCCUCAACGUGAAACCACUUAUGACAUUGGCAACCAGCACGUUGGACUUGGUCAAAAAUACACAUUUGUCGACAACGAUAAACACCAAUUCUCUGCGAAUGCAUAUGGCGGACGUGAUUUUGGACCCAAAGGUCCUCUGACUACUGGACAAGGUGCUGAAUAUCUCCAUAAACCAUCAGGCAGCAACUUUCAAGUAAACGCUGAGAAUACACGCGGUGCUGGUACCGACCUCAAAGCUUCCGGCACUUACAACUUCUUCCAGACCCAGGACAAACGCGGUCGUGUUGGUGUUGCCGGCGAGUACGAGCGUCAUUACGGAGGACGAGGUGGUACCACUGAUCCUAAAUACAAUGUUCUUCUUAAAGGAAGCUAUGAUUUUUAAAUAGGCUCUAUCAAAAAUGUUUCCUAAAGCUUUAAUAUUUAUUAUACUAAUGCAUAAAUCUUAAAAUGAAAUAAAAAAUAAAAGAAUAUUGAGAA
Molecule: messenger RNA, 716 nt
Organism: Dalotia coriaria
Lineage: Eukaryota; Metazoa; Arthropoda; Insecta; Coleoptera; Staphylinidae
Exons: 2
Coding region: 79-621 (180 amino acids)
Biological process (GO): defense response to bacterium
Cellular component (GO): extracellular region
Source: RefSeq, a predicted model, not a curated record